Molecule: messenger RNA, 225 nt
Organism: Strongyloides ratti
Lineage: Eukaryota; Metazoa; Nematoda; Chromadorea; Rhabditida; Strongyloididae
Exons: 1
Coding region: 1-225 (74 amino acids)
Source: RefSeq, a predicted model, not a curated record
AUGAUGAUAAAAGAUAAAGUGCAAAAAACUACGGAGUAUAUUAUACUUCAAAAAACACCAAAUAUUAAAAAAUUUUUUCAUGGAAAAUAUUCUGAAAACGUUGAAAGAAAUCCAGCACAAUCAGUUGCAUGUUUUUAUGAUCUUAUUUAUUCAAGUUGUGAGUCUGUUUUUGAAGUACUCGAGUUAAAGGAUUUCUGUGAAACUAAAUUUUUCACAAAAAAAUAA